Molecule: messenger RNA, 2943 nt
Organism: Sesamum indicum (sesame)
Lineage: Eukaryota; Viridiplantae; Streptophyta; Magnoliopsida; Lamiales; Pedaliaceae
Product: cullin-3A
Biological process (GO): ubiquitin-dependent protein catabolic process
Molecular function (GO): ubiquitin protein ligase binding
Source: RefSeq, a predicted model, not a curated record
AAAAUGAGUUUGAUAACAAUUUCCUGUGUUUUUCACCUGCAACCAAACAUUCAUCAUAUCCUUUCCACCGUUUUCCUCUCAAACAAUUGGUUUCCUUGGCAACCAAACAUCCCUCAAAGGAAACCCAUCAGUUAACACAAACGCCUCUCAAACUUGCAUCAAACCACUACCUUACGGGGGGGAAAAAAAGAAGAAAGAAAGAAAACACUAAAAAAGUCACAAAAAUUAUAUACUUCUCUUCCCUCAAUCAAAAUCAACAUCUUUUAUGGUGGAUUUAGCUUAACGUACAACUCAAAUCUUCCUCUAUAUUCUCCCUCCCGUUUCAUGCGCUUAAACCUGGACUUUUCCUCUUUUUAACGAAUCAUAAAUCGUUUAAAACUCAGGAAGAAUCACUACAACUUCAGGCCUGGUUGUGAAUCAAUUAAUCUCAACUUUUUCGAUACGGAUUUCUGAGAAUCCAUUUUCUGAUUUUGGAAGAGAGAUUGGGAAAAAGGAUGAGUAGUGGGCAGAAAAAAAGGAAUUUUCAGAUAGAGGCGUUUAAGCACAAAGUGGUGGUGGAUCCCAAGUACGCAGAAAAGACUUGGAAGAUUUUAGAGCAUGCAAUUCACGAGAUUUAUAGUCACAACGCUAGUGGACUCAGCUUUGAAGAACUAUACAGAAAUGCUUACAAUAUGGUAUUACAUAAAUUCGGGGAGAAGCUUUAUUCAGGACUUGUGUCAACGAUGACGUUCCAUCUUCAGACGAUGUCCAAAUGUAUAGAAGAUGCCCAUGGUGGUUCGUUCCUGGAGGAGCUUAAUAUAAAAUGGAGUGAUCAUAAUAAAGCACUGCAGAUGAUCCGUGACAUUCUGAUGUACAUGGACAGAACUUUCAUCCCGAGCACCCAUAAAACUCCUGUUCAUGAGCUUGGGCUGAAUCUUUGGAGGGACAAUGUCAUUCAUUCUGACAAAAUCCAGACUAGGCUUCUGAACACGCUUCUUGAAUUGAUACUUAGGGAACGCACUGGUGAAGUUAUCAAUAGAGGGCUGAUGAGAAACAUAAUCAAAAUGCUAAUGGAUUUGGGACCUUCAGUCUACCAAGAAGAUUUUGAGAAACCAUUUCUGGAAGUUUCAGCUGAUUUCUAUAGAGCAGAAUCUCAGGAAUUCAUUGAGUGCAGUGACUGUGGGGACUACUUGAAGAAAGCUGAAAGGCGUCUAAAUGAAGAAAUAGAGAGGGUAUCGCAAUACUUGGAUGCAAAAAGUGAAUCAAAGAUAACUAAUGUCGUGGAGAAAGAGAUGAUAGCCAACCAUAUGCUUAGACUAGUUCACAUGGAGAAUUCGGGCUUGGUAAAGAUGCUUCUUGAUGAUAAGUUUGAAGACUUGGGAAGGAUGUAUAACUUAUUCCGCCGGGUUCCGAAUGGCCUCUCGACAAUUAGGGAUGUAAUGACAUCUCACAUCCGAGAUACAGGCAAACAGCUUGUUACCGAUCCUGAGAAAUCAAAGAAUCCGGUGGAGUUUGUGGAGUCCCUACUUGAGAAAAGAUAUAAGUAUGAUAAGAUUAUAAGCUUGGCAUUCAGCAACGAUAAGACCUUCCAGAAUGCCUUGAAUUCUUCUUUUGAAUAUUUUAUCAAUUUGAAUCCUAGAUCACCAGAGUAUAUAUCAUUGUUUGUGGAUGAUAAGCUGCGGAAAGGACUGAAGGGAGUGAAAGAAGAAGACAUUGAGACUAUUCUUGAUAAGGUGAUGAUGUUGUUCCGUUACCUCCAGGAGAAAGAUGUAUUUGAAAAAUAUUACAAACAACAUUUGGCAAAGCGACUCUUGUCGGGAAAAACGGUAUCUGAUGAUGCUGAGAGAAGUCUGAUUGUUAAGCUGAAGACUGAGUGUGGGUAUCAGUUUACUUCAAAACUAGAAGGCAUGUUUACAGACAUGAAAACAUCUCAGGACACAAUGCAAGGGUUCUAUGCAGCCUAUGGAUCUGAGCUAGGAAAUGGACCAACAUUAGUUGUCCAGGUUUUGACAACCGGCUCUUGGCCCACUCAAUCUAGCAUCACUUGUAACUUGCCAUCUGAAAUGUCGGCUCUGUGCGAGAAGUUCAGGUCAUACUACCUUGGCACCCAUACUGGUAGGAGACUAUCCUGGCAAACAAAUAUGGGCACAGCUGACCUGAGAGCAACCUUUGGAAAUGGCCAGAAGUAUGAGCUGAAUGUUUCAACUUAUCAGAUGUGUGUCCUCAUGCUGUUCAACAAUGCUGAUUGUCUUAGCUAUAGGGAGAUAGAGCAGGCCACUGAGAUUCCACCUUCUGAUUUGAAAAGGUGUCUGCAGUCUUUAGCUUGUGUAAAAGGGAAAAACGUGCUACGGAAAGAACCCAUGAGUAAGGAUAUUGGGGAGGAUGAUGCGUUUUCUGUAAAUGACAAGUUUACCAGCAAACUUCGCAAGGUCAAGAUUGGAACUGUAGUUGCACAAAAGGAAUCGGAGCCUGAAAAGCAAGAGACAAGACAGAGGGUGGAGGAGGACAGAAAACCCCAGAUUGAGGCUGCAAUUGUCAGAAUUAUGAAAUCCAGGAGGGUACUGGAUCAUAAUAAUAUCAUAGCUGAGGUCACAAAGCAAUUGCAAUCUCGGUUCCUGGCUAACCCUGGGGAGAUUAAGAAACGGAUUGAGUCCCUUAUUGAGCGAGAUUUCUUGGAAAGGGAUAAUGCAGACAGGCGAUUGUACCGUUAUCUGGCCUGAAGGAAAAAGAAUUCUAGCCGGUAACUUGUUUUUCAGGUUAGUUUUUGCAGUGGAAAUGUAACUUAUUGACAUUUGAAGACAUCAAUUUAAUUUCUGCCGAAUUGCAUUUGUUUUGAAUGAAUCUUCAUCUAUUGCUUCUUAGCUUUGGCCUGAGUGAUUCGCACUCGUGCAUAGGAUCAGGUUGUCAUUUACUUUUGUCAAAAUUUUAUUUUCAUUCUCAACAUCAACUCCAGCCUUGUUCUGA